AUGGUGGUCGAGCAACCAAGUCUAUCCCAGACGCCGGCCAACGAAGCUUUUGCCCGCUCUUGUUCAUUGAGUUCCGACCACAUGAGCUCGGCGGCCGAUUUUCAAUUGGCCUCAGAUGCAGACAUGACCGACCAGGACCAACUCUCUACUGGCGGCCGGGCAUCUCUAUCUGAAGUUGCCACUCCACGCCCUGGAGAAAUCCGACUAGCCUCUCCGGAUGUGACACCCAAGUCCAGCGAGGGCCUGCGGUGGACAGAUCCCAUCGACUCUUGUGCUGGCUCUCCGGAAGCCACAGAAGCCAACGAGUUCUGCAUUGUCUCAGCUGACGACCGGACGCUAGACUCAGAGUGUGACGGUGACUGUGCGAGCGAGGCAUUGGAGAUCGCAUCGCCCGAGCCGGGAAAGUGCCCUGAGCUUCAGGAGACCCCACUCCACUUCCACAGCCGCCUCGACGGUCGAGACCACACGGGGCAGUUGAUCCGCAAUGUGGAGUUGCUUGGGCGGCGGUACUUGGUUGUCCGCACGGAGCCCUCAAAGGAGGACUUGCAACAAGGCAUGAGAUCCAUCAUCCACGUCUUCGGCUUGGGCUAUUUAAAUGCCGGCAAUGAUGAUGUUGUGAUUCUGGACAGGCCCUGCAAGGUGUGCUCCAAGGAGUGCAGCAGCAGUGACAGCAGCAGCGACAGCGAUGCGGAAGCUCCCGAGCCAGAGAACCCUGGCAAGGGGGCCAGGAAAGCUGGUGAACACUCGGCAGAGGAGCCGGGCAUUUUUGUCUUGGACACUACACGCUUUCGCCAGAGAGAGCUGCUGGGAAGCGGGGGCUUUGCGGAUGUCUACAGGUACGAAAAACUGGAUCUCGGGGGUCCAUCUGAAUCCUUCGCCGUGAAGGAGGUGGACUUGCAGAUUCUGUCGUCCCGAGUGGGAGCUGACCAGGAGAGACUGGUACGCUGGGUGGCCCGCUUGGAGUUUGAGGUUCGUAACCUGAUGAAGCUUCGCGGCCACCCGGGGGUUGUGAAGGUCCAUGAUGCCUUUGCCUACCGCCGAAAGUUCUACAUAGUGAUGGAGUACGUGAAUGGCACAGACUUGGGCAGACGACUCAAAGGCCGCGGGCGCCUGACAGAGCUCGAGGCACGUGGCCUCUUUGCGCAGAUGGCCGAGGCCCUCCGUCACAGCCAUGCCCUGGAUGUGGUGCACCGGGACUUCAAGCCGCACAACAUCCUUCUGGCGAGUCCCCUGCGCCCGGGACAGCCAGAUGUGGUGAAACUGGUCGACUUUGGCUUGAGCAAGGACAUCAGCGGCUGCGCGUCUGGAACAUCGACACCUUUCUUGGGCACCAAGUACUAUAGGGCUCCGGAGACUCGCCACGUGACACCGGGUCAGGAGAACUACGAUGCUGCCAAGGUGGACGUGUACGCUCUGGGCGUGACCCUGUAUGCGAUGUUGGCUGGCAAUCACCCACAAGAAGGUGAAGAGGUCACGGAGGUGACGCUCCGGGGCGCAGCCUGGCAGCGGGUGAGCCAGGAGGCCAAGGAUCUGCUGCUCGGCCUGCUCAAACAUGAGCCAGAGCAUCGCCUCAGUCUUGAUGACGUCAUUGAGCACCCGUGGCUGUGUGCGGUAUGGGCUACAGGUGAUGAGAGCGGUGAGCAGGAGUCAGCACGCUCACCGUCAGGCGACGACGGAGAGGAAGCAGAAGAACCAGCUUUGCUGGGCCCAAACUUUCUGGCUGCCUUUCCGGAAGCACCGGCGACAUCUUCUGCAGCCCGCAUCCCUGCCGAAGGUGGAAGCAGCCACGGAAGCCCUGUCCAGUCUGCAAGUGCACCUGGCUGGGAGAACGUCCUGAGCUGGUUGCACGCUGAUGCCGCUUCUGCACAAGCUCAACAGGUGCUGUCGCAUGCUGGAAAGGCGGCCGCCCCCUCAGUCGCCUUCGGCCGCGCUCCGCUGGGCCCAGGCAGGACGGGGCCACGAACUGCAGCUGGGCCGCAGGCCGAGCCACCUGGCCCACAGGCUGAGGCAGCUGUGGCGGAGUCCAACUCCCUAGCGACUUCGCUCAGCGGGAUACACCAGGCUGAUGAUUCCCUGGCCGAGGGGAAUGAUGAGGCCGCUUCAGCUGCUGCGGAAGACAAGUCUUCAGCUCCAGCCCCGAGGAUUAAGUGGGUCUCUUGUGCGCCUCGCUUCUCAUCCGUGUGGCGGUACUCCCAGGCGACUGCCGACUCACCUGCGCCAUCGCCUUCACCUGCGCCGUCGCCAGGGCCAUCUCUGCCGUCACCAUCCCCUUCGCCGCCCAUUCGGGCCAGGGAAGAUUCGACAUCACGCGAUGUGACCACCAGCGACGGUUUGGAAUCGCGCCGACCUGCACAGCGUCACCCAUCGGUCAUCGGGUUUGUUCAGGCCCCAAGGUUGUUGGCAGUGGAUGGUGCCAUGGUCACCAUCACUCGGGCACAAAGAGGGUCACGCCAGAGGCCCUGGGGUUUCAUAUCUGAAACGUGUAAGAAAUUUGGCUUUGCCAGCCGGGAGGAGGCCAUGCUGGCCGCAGAGGAAGCCUUGCUUGAGCAAGCCAGAGGCGCGGGAAGUGUCCAGGCCGCUAAUGGGCCGCUUGGGGGGGAACCGGACCCCGAGGUAUCUUCGCGGUCUGGUAAAGGUAAUCUAAAUCAACCCGAAGCCAUCGAGGCUGAACGUGAACAAAUGCCGAGAGUUUAA
Messenger RNA from Symbiodinium natans, 2694 nucleotides. NCBI's taxonomy places the organism in Eukaryota, Dinophyceae, Suessiales, Symbiodiniaceae. The record is from the annotation of a GenBank genome assembly.